This is a messenger RNA of Drosophila ficusphila, 1968 nucleotides long. RefSeq lists its product as uncharacterized. The coding region runs from base 740 to 1087 and encodes 115 amino acids. The record is from RefSeq and is a predicted model, not a curated record. NCBI's taxonomy places the organism in Eukaryota, Metazoa, Arthropoda, Insecta, Diptera, Drosophilidae. The transcript has a single exon.
GGGAAAUUAAACACAAUGGAAGUUUAAUUAAACAACCACGAAAGAAACUCAGACAAGUUGACCCUUGGCAUUAUGAAUUAUUGUUUGUUACUAGGCCACAACAUUUUAUUUAAAUAUAUUUUGAUAUAGUUACAUCCUUGUUUCCCAAAAUUAAAUUUACUUAAGCUCAAAGCAGCGAUAAACAAUUAUAACUUUACAAAUUUGAAUGAGUUUAGUUCACAUUCGAGCCACUUUCGUGCUCCUUAAUUUAGUUUGUCUUAGGGUAAAUAUUUUUGCAAAGUGCAGUGAAGCUAGAGCGAAUCGAGUGAGGCAGAAAAAAAAAACAGUAGCAUCGACAACUGUUCCCAAUUAGCGGCAACAUGCAAAGCGCAUUUGCUGGAGCUCUCCGCUCAGCCUUGUAGCAAUGACACCGCUGCCAGCAACUGAGCUGGAAAAUCAGUUCGAAUCGCGGCACGAGAUUAGCUUCAGGUAAAAGGCAGGAGCAGAUAAUGGUCUCCUUUCUCCCGUCCGCCCAGCUAAUUGAGCUCUUGAGUUACAAAUGCAGCAAUAAAUUCAGGAUUUUUGCAUACCUGCCAGCUUGGGCUUGGGAAGCCCGGGAGUCCCUGAUCGAUCUACCUGGCUGGCUUAAAAGUCGCCCGCACACGCACUGAUUGCAUCAUUUGGCCUCAAAUCAGCGAGGAGAACGCUUCGAUUUGCAUAGCAACCAAGGAACAGGACACGAGCCGAUACAUUCCGCAAAAUGUCAGACUCCUCCAGCAACUGCAGUGGCAACUCCCAGAGGACGGAGAACUCCGUCAGCUAUGCCCUGUAUCUCUAUCUGCGGGAGUUGGGCCGCCCGAAGCCCCGACAGGUGCGCAUCGCCAGCACCAAGUUGCAUUUGACAAAUGAGCUCAUCCAGCUCCAGCAGCGCCGCCAGUGGGAGUCGGCCUUCGACCUGGAGUUCGAUGCGGAGUCGAGUUCCCAGCAGAUGAGUGCCUUGGACCGGGAACGGGAGUACCGCGACAUGUUGCGAUGCCUCAUGCAGGGGCAGCUCGAGAAGCAGGAGAAGCGCAAGCGACAGUAUCUACAGGAAAUCGGAAAGCUCUAAGCCAAACCCAAAGUGAUAGCAAAUCCAACCGGAAGACUAAAUUCAGAACUAUACUAAGUCAUUUUAAGAACGUGAUAAUCUACUCAGAAGAUAGAGAAGAAGCAAAGAAACCAAUGUGAUACAAAUAACCAUUUUUUGUCAGACAUCACAAUAACACACAUACCUAACUAAAGACGAACUAUUGUACUAAAACUGAACUUAAAAACCAAAUAAUUUUUAAAUAAUAUUCUACUCGCUUAACAAUAAUGUUCAAUCAAUUUACCAUACAUAGUUGACAUAGACGUACUAUUACACUUAGUAUACGCUUAUUCCUUUGAUGUAUUGCUUCAUUUCCAUCCCAGGGAAUUUCAACUAGUUCAAGCCAAGCGAAAUAAAGUAUCGUAAAUCACCAAAAAAACUGUGCCUCCUUGUGAAUCCCACAACUCAAAAGAUCGGGGCUGAGACAAGCAAAAGUGUUUGACUUUUGACACUCUUUUCUAGGCGGUUGAGGUGGGAACGACUGUCAAGUGCAGGAAAAACUGCAAACUGGCAAGCAAAUAACGACUAGGGGAUACCCAUUAAUACCAUCAAUCAAUACAUAUCAUCAACAUGGCGUUGCAAGUUUUGAUUUGCAUUUACAUCUUGUCAUCUACCUAAGUCUAAUUUAAUAUGGUUUAGAAAUUCAAAAAUAAUAAUAAAAUCCAAGCUUGGUUUAUAACUUUCAUGUUUUGAAAGUCGACCUAAUAUACCCGACUUUCCACUAAUACCACUCAGAAAAGAAAGGCGCCGAGAACGGGCAAGGAAAUGCAACAGAAGCAGUCCAAAGGUAAGCGCGAGGCAACUUUUUUCAAUUUCCUGCUGACAUUACGCAGAGCGUCGCAGCUGUGCGCCGUCCCUCUUGC